Messenger RNA from Aspergillus pseudotamarii, 1755 nucleotides. RefSeq names its product TRAPP trafficking subunit Trs65 domain-containing protein. Lineage: Eukaryota; Fungi; Ascomycota; Eurotiomycetes; Eurotiales; Aspergillaceae. Gene Ontology annotation, biological process: intra-Golgi vesicle-mediated transport. The coding region runs from base 1 to 1755 and encodes 584 amino acids. Gene Ontology annotation, cellular component: trans-Golgi network; TRAPPII protein complex. The record is from RefSeq and is a predicted model, not a curated record. The transcript has 4 exons.
AUGCCGAGCCUCGAAAUCCCUGGGGAAUUUCUAAGACAUUCUGUGCUAGAUACAGUUGUCCCGCAUGCUUCAGAUAUAGAUCUGGAGGCGGCGCUGACAUCUGCCUUGGAAGGGGGAGCGGAUGAUUUAUCGUCUGUUCUCUCAUUCAUACCUCAGCGCUCACUCCUGUUCUUUGAUGAGUUCUGCACCGCCCGCAUUGUUCUGAGGCUUUCCAACUGCUCGCAGGCGAGCCUAAAACACCAACUUCAGCGCCUGGAAGUGAAGCUCGACGUCUUCGCCAUCGAUCCAGCUGAAACAGUUGCUGAGAACCCGACACCUACUAGGGACCUAAUAUUCUCAGGGGUUGUAAAGAGGGACGAAGAACCGCUAGUAGUGGUGAAUGAAUUCGAAGGGGAGGCAGAAAGUGGUAACCAUGUCUACGUGAUUUGGAGCAUUGAGACGUUCCUCAAACGCCCUCGCAUACGUAUUCAGCACCCCUCUCUUCUGUUCAUUGCAUCUGUUAGCCUCAACCCGUCUGAAAGCCGACAACAGGAGUCUCGUGACGAUGACUAUCUUCCUUCAUUGAUACCUGCAUCUACAAACAUUCUGCAGCCAUUGUCGUCUGAUAACGCUUUUCCGCAGAAGGAUCCUUUUCUGCCAGCCUCUAGACUUCUGCGGGUUGUACCGGCGCAAUACAGCGAAGAUCCUAUCUAUAACGUCCAGCAACAAUCAGGCCAUCCGAUAAGGGUUGUACCUGCAGCCAGUGCAAGGAUACGAUACUCUCGGCUGAAUUCUUAUUCGGGACGGCCGACAACUGUGGCAAGCCUUGAUUUCGAGGUGACACCUUUCCUCAAUUGUGAAGUUGUCUUCGAUAAAGCAGAGCUACACAUGUCAGAUGGGACAAUCGAAACCCUCUCUGAUGCGUCUGGGCUAGUUCCGCCCAUAUCGUGCCGUCCACGGGAUGACGUUACUUUGAUAUAUAAACUGACACCAGAAUAUGGCCCAGAUCCUAAUCCCUCGACAACGGUGAUGGUCAGCAUCUUAGACAUCCGUUUGGAGGCCAUCAUUAAACUCUCAAACAAUUGCAACCCGCGGAUUCUGAUGCAAUGGAGGACAAAUGUUGAUUUUUCUAUGGCCCUCAACCCUAUGUUUGGUGGACCGAGUCAGGCUUUGCAAAGGACCAACCGGCCGGCUAGUCUUCCUAUGACGCCAAAUCAAUCUAAUACUGCUGCUGGCGGGCCUCCUAGCAGAAGCUCCUUCCGAGAAAGGGCAUACUCUGUAGCGGAUAUGGGAGUGACUGUGUCCUUUUCUGGCCCUGCUAGUGUGGUGGUCGGGAAACCCUUCUCUUGGAAAGUCUUCAUCGUCAAUCGGUCAACAACGCCUCGUAAAUUCGCUUUGAUUGCCAUUCCACGAAGGAAGCGAGCUGAUCCAAGGAGUCACGUAGCCCGACCAUCGUCCUCAUCGCUCACAAGUCGGCGGGAGGAUCAAGUUGCCGAAGCCGUGACAGAUGACAAUAUCGUUCAUGCCAUGCAGAAGAGUGUGGUAGGGCAAGAGGUAGAGCUGGUCUGUCUGAGCACGGAUCUUCGAGUUGGUCCACUUUUACCCGGGACAUGCUUUGCGACCGAACUAAAGCUGCUACCGUUGGCAGUGGGGGCGCUCCAUUUAGAAGCCGUGCGUCUUGUGGAAGUCAACACGAACGAGACUACAGACAUCAAAGAUCUCCCAGAUAUCCUAUCCUUUGAUAGGAAAGGAGUACCACCUCAGGAUACGAAUUAG